Molecule: messenger RNA, 1929 nt
Organism: Spirodela intermedia
Lineage: Eukaryota; Viridiplantae; Streptophyta; Magnoliopsida; Alismatales; Araceae
Source: the annotation of a GenBank genome assembly
AUGCCCAUUAAGGGAAUGCGCAGCAUCUUCUUCCACCCCUCCCCUCGACGCAGCGACCGCCACGCCGCCUCCGGAGAGGCCCCGGCGUCCACUCCGUCGACGCCGCGCCGCAGCUUCUCGGCCACCAUGAUGGAGGAGAACAUCUCUGCCGCAGAGGAGAUCAUCACCAAAUGGGACCCCGAGGGAUCCGCCUAUGCCAAGAUAACCUCCAUCUUCUACGAGAACCGCGCUGAGGCACGGCAAUUCCUCCGCGCAGUCUCGGACCUUCAGCGGGCUAUGCACUUCUUCAUGGCGGACUCUCCUGUCUCCAGCAGUGACCUUCUCGUCCGGGGACAGACGCUCAUGCAGGCGGCCAUGCGCCGCCUCCAGAAGGAGUUCUAUCAGAUCCUCUCCGCCAAUCGUGACCGCCUGGAUCCGGAAUCAAUCUCCGCGUCCGAGCGCUCGUCCCUUUCCCUCACUUCCUCUUCCUCUCUCUCUGACCUCGAGGAGGAUGAGAUUCGUUCUGCCACGGAGUCCAUUGGUGAGGUGGAGCGGGUAUCUUUCAUCGCCAUGGCCGACCUCAAUUCCAUCGCGGACUGCAUGAUCUUCUGCGGUUACGGCAAGGAGUGCGUCAACAUAUACAAGACCAUCCGUCGCUCCAUCGUCGACGAGGGCCUCUACAAGCUGGGGUUCGACAGGCUAAGCCCCACCCAAAUUCAGAAGUUCGACUGGGAUGUGCUCGAGAUGAGGAUGCGAAGUUGGCUUGCCUCCUCAAAGGUCGCAGUCCGCACUCUCUUCUCCGGCGAGCGAGCCCUCUGCGACCACGUCUUUGCCUCCUCGGAGUCGAUCCGUGAAUCCACCUUCGCCGAGAUCGCCAGAGACCCCGCUAUAUACUUCCUGGGCUUCCCGGAGCUGGUGGCGUUGAAGACGAAGCGCUCGCCGGAGAAGAUCUUUCGGAUGCUCGACAUGUACGACUCCAUAGUCGAGCUGUUGCCCGAGAUCGAGUCGGUCUUCUCCCACGAGUCAACGUCCGCCGUCAGAGCCCAGGUCACCUCCUCCCUACAGAAGCUCGCCGAGGCGGUCCGGUCCCUACUCGGCGACUUUGAGACAGCGGUUCAGAAGGACAACUCCAAGGUACCCGUUCCAGGUGGCGGACUCCACCCCCUCACUCGGUACGCGAUGAACUAUCUGGUUUUCCUCGCCGACUACAGCGAAGCCCUCACCGAGAUAUACGCCGAUCAACCCUUCCAAAUGCCCGCCUCGGUACCGGAACCCUUCUUCGACGCCGUCCCAUUGACUUCGACGCCGCCGUCUCCCGCCUACCGCGCCGGAGAGGGCUCCCUCUCCCCCAUCUCCGUCCGGCUGGCUUGGCUUAUCCUCGUCCUGCUCUGCAAGCUCGACACCAAGGCCGAAUCCUACCGCGAGGUCUCUCUGGCAUACCUUUUCCUCUCCAACAACCUCCGGUACGUGGUGAACAAAGUCCGUGGCAGCCAGCUACAGGGCAUUCUCGGCGACGACUGGGUCUCCAAGCACGAGUCCAAGGCCAGGAACUACGCCGCAAGCUAUGAGCGCCUGGCAUGGGGAAAGGUCCUGGCGACAGUGCCGCAGACCGUUGCGGCGGAGACCGACGCGGCAAGGGAAGGCAUGCGCCGCUUCAACGAGGCGUUCGAAGAGGCGUGCAGGGAGCAAGCCGGGUGGGUGGUCCCUGAUGGGAAGAUGAGGGAUGAGCUGAAGCUGUCCGUCUCCAAGAAGCUGAUCCAGGCGUACCGGUCCUUCUACAUGGUGACCGCCACCGUGCUGCGGGGGGAGAAAGACUUGCCCACCCUCCUGCGGUUCUCACCCGACGACCUUGGGAACUAUCUCUCCGACCUCUUCUUCGGCGACACCAGCACUGGCUCGAGCUCCUCCUCCAUCUCUGGUUCCUCUAAGGCUUCGAGGAUGCCCGUCUAG